Molecule: messenger RNA, 3337 nt
Organism: Spea bombifrons (plains spadefoot toad)
Lineage: Eukaryota; Metazoa; Chordata; Amphibia; Anura; Pelobatidae
Gene: PHC3
Product: polyhomeotic homolog 3
Exons: 15
Coding region: 58-2964 (968 amino acids)
Cellular component (GO): nucleus; PRC1 complex
Molecular function (GO): zinc ion binding; protein binding
Source: RefSeq, a predicted model, not a curated record
CGGGUACGGAAAAUGGCGGAAGCCCAGUGACUAAGCUCUGAAGAACACUGUGGAGCCAUGGAGAAUGAACAGGUUGGAACGACAUGCGCUGCACCUGCCACAACGAGCACUUCCACAGCGCCAGUAUCCAUGUACAGCAGCUCAGACCGCCAUGCUGUUCAGGUUAUCCAGCAGACGUUAAACCGGCCACCGAGUUCGGCAGCGCAGUACCUGCAGCAGAUGUACGCAGCUCAACAACAACAUCUUAUGCUUCAGACGGCCGCUCUACAACAACAGCACCUAAGCAGCACUCAGCUCCAGAGCCUGGCCUCCGUUCAGCAGGCAAGCGUAUCUGGAGAGAGACGCUCUGCGUCUCCUGUUACUAUUACGCAGCAGUCCAACGUUUCCCAGCCGUCUCUGAACCUCUCCACAUCUCCUCCACCACCUCAAAUUAUGAGUCGUUCCCAGACGUCGAGCACCACCAGUAGCACUAUCACCCAGAAGACUAUGUUAUUGGGAAGCACCUCUCCCACCCUAAGUGCGAGCCAGGCUCAGAUGUAUCUGAGAGCUCAGAUGUUAAUAUUUACACCUACAGCCACUGUAGCCGCAGUCCAGUCUGAUAUUCCCGUUAUUUCUUCUUCUUCGACUUCAUCUUCCUGUCAGUCCACAGCAACGCAGGUUCAAAAUUUGACACUAAGAAACCAACCGAUGAUUGAGAUGUCCUGUUCACAAGGCAGCCCACCAAAAAUCAGCAACCCUGACCAGCCCCUCGCUAUAUGUCACAAAACCACCAUAACCAGUUCCAAAGCCAUCCACUCAGACUUGAGUUCUGAGAAUACUCGGAAAGGAGAGAGCCCGGCUCCAGAGUCUCGCUGCACAGCUGUAACCCGUGCAGGCUUGCAUCAGCUCAUAACACCAGUGUCAUAUUCUCCAAUUCAUCCACACUCUCUGGGCAAAUAUCCAGCAAUACCACUCCAUCCCGACACUUCCAAACUGCCCCAUCAUCACAUGAUAUUACAGCAGCAGCAGCAGAUUCAACACAGGCAUCAAAUCCAAACGAUUACCCUGCAUAAUCCCAAUACAGAGCCCCAUUGUGGUCAGCACUGCAUACCAAUCGCCAGUAUGCCCAUCCACAGCAGCGCUCAUUCACACCACUGUACCCCAGUUCAAACCCCACCACCUCCAUCCCCCACUCUGUCUCAGUCGGCUCAGCAAUCUGUGGUGGUAUCUCCACCACCAAAUCAAAACCUGUGUCAGUCUCCUUCGAUCAUUUUUCAUCCACAGGCCCUCAUACAGUCUCAGCCACCUCUACUGGUGCAGUCAACCCUUCCUUCAAGAGAGCAUUCUCAGAACACAUUACAUUCAGCACCACAGCUAGCUCUUCCAACACACAUUACACCUGCCCUGUCACCAGGACCUCACCGUGAACCUUUACAUCAGCAAGAUAUGGUGUCACCUGGGCAGCAGAUAAUGUCACCAGUGACACGAUCUCAGCCAUUGGCACUCCAACAGCCUCCACCAACAGCUUCCUCUGCACAACUACCAACGUCCCCUCCUGCCCAGCUGCAACCAUUGCCCCUGCAGUCCAUGCAAGCCAUAGCAGUACAACCCGAAAUGUUAACACCUGGUCAAGUUUUGAUGCAGAAUGCGUUGCUUUCUGAAGAAGAGCUUCCUGCAGCAGAAGCCUUGGUUCAGCUGCCAUUCCAGGCUCUUCCUCCACCCCAAACUGUUGCAGUAAACCUACACAUAGAACCUGCACAAGCAGAAGCACCGGUGGUUUACCAGGUAGAGAAUGUGUGCUCGGACGAAUUGCCGGUGGUCCAGCAAGAGUGUGUCCGUGUUGUUACACAUACCCCCACUCCGCCAACAAUGUCUCCACCAGCCCUUCCUGUUGGAAGUGGAGAAGAGGUUCCAGUCGAUCACAUUUUGCAAGGGCUGCCCAGCUUGGCAUCUUCUGCGAGCGCCUCAGUAAUCAAGUCUCCGUCUGACUCUUCCCAUGCCUCCAUCCCAGCCCCUCCACUGCUGCUGCCGGCUGCUACAACAAGAACCAAUAGUGCUUUAAAACCCAACAGCAUUCCAGUCCUAGACAACAAACUUCCCCAGGCCAUAGUGCGGCCACAGGUCCUGACCCACGUUAUAGAGGGUUUUGUAAUUCAGGAGGGCAUAGAACCGUUUCCUGUAAGUCGAUCUUCUCUAUUGGUGGAAGAGACUUGUAAAGGACAAACCCCUCCAGAUGAGAACAUCAUGAACAUCGCCGACAUGGAACCUGAAAAUCAAAGCAUGGCUAAGCUUCCUGAUAAUACUACAGACACAGACAUGGAAGACCUGACCACUGAGGAAGGUGUGGAUGAGCCGGAUGGAGAGCUCUUGGAAUGUGAAUUUUGUGGGAAGACUGGAUAUCCCAACAAGUUCUUGAGAUCAAAAAGAUUCUGUUCUCAGACAUGUGCAAAGAGGUACAAUGUAAAUGGCACAAAAAGAUCUGGACUCUUCAAGACCGAUAAAAGUAGUAGGUGGAGUAGAAAGAUGGAAGGGAAUCUCGGGCGCCGUGGGAGACGUCCUAGUAGCACCGGAGGGUUAGUCAGAGAACACUACCUUAGACAGCUACCAACAGCAUAUUCACAUACAGAUGAAGUUAUGGCAGAUGCCCAAGAAGAUUCUGUCCCUGUCGCUAUGACCACCCGCCUUCGACGUCAGAGUGAGAGAGAACAUGAAUUACGUCUCCUUCAGACAAGAAACGCACCACCCGACACUGAGCUGCCACCAGACGCAGAAACCGAGCCAUCCCUAUGGACAGUUGAAGAUGUUUGGGCUUUCAUACGUUCUUUGCCAGGGUGUCAUGAUAUUGCAGAGGAGUUCAGAAUACAGGAGAUUGAUGGACAGGCUCUUCUCUUACUGAAAGAAGACCAUCUUAUGAGCACCAUGAAUAUUAAAUUAGGGCCUGCCUUGAAGAUCUGCGCCCAGAUUAACUCGCUGAAAGAGACGUAGUCGGUAGUGAAGGUGUAGACAACAAAACUGACCAUAAAUAAGUAAUGUCGUUUCCAAGUAAGUUACAUUAGGAGUCCGUAGUUUUGUAACUUUGUACCCAUCGCUGUUUAAAGCUAUUUCAUAUUCAUCAGCUUCAGUGAUCUUGGGUGUUUAGUCUCCAGUGAAGCGGAAUACGUUUAUCAAAGAGUGGGUCAGAUGACUGGGCAUAAUUUGGCAAAAACAAAAAGAUUCAUCCUAUCCAUGUCAUUUUAACAGAACCGUAGCGGUCUCGGUUAUGACAUAUAGUGUUAAAAGUAAGAGAUCACAGGUAAGCAGCUUAUUGGUAAUUUACAUUCCACUGCUUUAUAGUUUUGCUCAAUUGAAAUACAUAUCA